Messenger RNA from Pogona vitticeps (central bearded dragon), 4007 nucleotides. It is a transcript of the gene TUBGCP3, whose product is annotated as tubulin gamma complex component 3. Lineage: Eukaryota; Metazoa; Chordata; Lepidosauria; Squamata; Agamidae. Gene Ontology annotation, cellular component: microtubule organizing center; gamma-tubulin complex; spindle pole. Gene Ontology annotation, biological process: cytoplasmic microtubule organization; mitotic cell cycle; microtubule nucleation. The record is from RefSeq and is a predicted model, not a curated record. Gene Ontology annotation, molecular function: microtubule minus-end binding; gamma-tubulin binding.
GGGUUCGGUGUUACACCGCUCGAGCUGCGAGGGAUUAUGGGGAGGCACGUUUGAAAACCGUGGCUGUUUCCCUUGCCCCUCUCCCUUCCCCCCUCCCCCUUUCCUUCGGCGGGUCUAUUAAAAUGGCGCCUUAAGUAACGGAGUAGGCGAAGACGGGGCGGGGGAGAAGCGGCCCUCGGAAGUUGGGGUGGGGGACCGAUAGUGAGGGUGCACCUUCUCCCCUCCCCUCCCCUCCCCUCCGGCCGAUGCCAGGAUGGCGAGUCCGGACCAGAAGUCUCCCAACGUCCUCCUGCAGAACCUGUGCUGCCGCAUCCUGGGGAAAGGCGAAGCUGAUGUAGCCCAGCAGUUUCAGUAUGCUGUGCGGGUCAUUGGAAGCAAUUUUGCCCCUACUGUUGAAAGAGAUGAAUUUCUUGUAGCAGAAAAAAUUAAAAAAGAACUUGCGCGGCAAGGAAGGGAAGAAAGUGCUGCUGUAUUUUCAGAGCUGUACAGAAAACUUCAGUCACAGGGCGUUUUGAAAAACAGAUGGUCAAUUCUGUACCUCCUGCUCAGUCUCAGUGAAGAUCCACGUAAACAGUCAAAUAAGGUAUCAAAUUUUGCUACACUCUUUGCUCAAGCACUGCCGCGGGAUGCUCACUCGACUCCUUACUACUACGCCAGGCCUCAGACCCUUCCAUUGAAUUACCAGGACCGGAAUGCCCAGUCUGGCCCAAGCUCUGGCAGUAUGGGCAGCAGUGGGAUCAGCAGCUUAGGCAUGUAUGCCCCAAACGGGCCAGCACCAACUCCACAGUCAUUUCUUCCAGGACAAUCCUAUCAGCGUGCGGGAGUGGGUGAUUGCCUUCGGCAACAGCUGGGGGCACGGCUUGCUUGGAGUUUAACAGCAGGCCAGCCUACAUUACCAAAUUCUACCUCAAAAGGCAUUUCAAGCACUGUUUCACGUAAUCUACCAAGGUCAAGACGGGAAGGAGAUACAAGUGGCUCUGUUGAAAUAACUGAGGCUUAUCUUGUGAGAGAUAUUUUAUAUGUCUUCCAGGGGAUAGAUGGCAAAACUAUUAAAAUGGUCAAUUCAGAAAACUGUUACAAAAUAGAUGGAAAGGUGGGCCUUUCCAAGUCGCUCCGAGAUACUACUAGUCGGCUUGCCGAGUUGGGUUGGCUGCAUAAUAAAAUAAGGAAGUAUACUGACCAAAGGAGCAUGGAUUGUGCAUUUGGAUUAGUAGGUCAGAGUUUUUGUGCUGCCUUAAAUCAGGAACUCAAAGAAUAUUACAGAUUAUUAUCUGUUUUACACUCACAGUUGCAGGUAGAAGACGAUCAAGGUGUAAAUUUGGGGAUUGAAAGCAGUUUAACUCUUCGUCGCCUUUUAGUCUGGACAUAUGAUCCUAAGAUACGAUUGAAAACACUUGCUGCACUUGUUGAUCACUGUCAAGGAAGAAAAGGUGGUGAACUUGCAUCAGCUGUUCAUGCUUACAGUAAAACAGGUGACCCUUACAUGAGAUCCUUGGUGCAGCAUAUUCUUGGCCUUGUGUCCCAUCCUAUCUUGAAUUUUCUCUAUCGUUGGAUUUAUGAUGGUGAACUGGAAGAUACAUACCAUGAAUUCUUUGUAGCUUCAGAUCCCACAGUAAAAACAGAUCGGCUGUGGCAUGACAAAUACACAUUGAGAAAAUCAAUGAUUCCUUCUUUUAUUACGAUGGAUCAUUCAAGAAAGGUUCUCCUAAUAGGAAAAUCCAUAAAUUUCUUGCAUCAGGUUUGUCAUGACCAAAGUCCAUCAUCAAAGAUGAUAGCUGUGGCCAAAUCUACAGAAUCUCCAAAGGAUGCUGCUGAAAUGUUCACAGAUUUGGAAAAUGCAUUUCAGGGAAAAAUAGAUGCUGCCUAUUUUGAGACCAGCAAAUAUCUGUUAGAUGUCCUCAAUAGAAAGUACAAUUUGCUGGAGCACAUGCAGGCUAUGAGACGCUACUUACUUCUUGGUCAAGGAGAUUUUAUUAGGCACCUAAUGGAUUUGCUAAAGCCAGAGCUUGCAAGGCCAGCUACUACUUUGUAUCAGCAUAAUCUGACAGGAAUUCUUGAAACAGCUGUCAGGGCAACUAAUGCACAGUUUGAUAACCCUGAGAUUCUGAAGCGCUUGGAUGUCAGACUUCUGGAGGUGUCUCCUGGCGAUACAGGUUGGGAUGUUUUCAGCUUAGACUACCAUGUUGAUGGGCCAAUUGCAACAGUGUUUACACGAGAGUGUAUGAGCCAUUACCUGAGAGUGUUCAACUUCCUGUGGAGGGCAAAACGGAUGGAAUAUAUUCUGACAGACAUAUGGAAGGGACACAUGUGCAAUGCAAAGCUUCUUAAAAAUAUGCCAGAGCUUUCUGGGGUGCUGCAUCAGUGUCACGUUCUGGCAUCAGAAAUGAUCCAUUUCAUUCAUCAAAUGCAGUAUUACAUUACAUUUGAGGUGCUUGAGUGUUCUUGGGAUGAACUGUGGAACAAAGUUCAGCAGGCUCAAGAUCUGGAUCAUAUCAUUGCAGCUCAUGAGGUUUUUUUGGAUACAAUCAUAUCUCGCUGUUUGCUGGACACUGAGUCAAGAACACUUCUUAACCAACUUCGAGCUGUCUUUGAUCAGAUUCUUGAGUUUCAAAAUGCUCAAGAUUCAAUGUACCGAGCCGCCUUAGAAGAAUUACAGUUACGUUUGCAGUUUGAAGAACGGAAAAGGGAACGAGAACAUGAGGGUGAAUGGGGAGUGACCACUUCAGAACAGGAAGAAGAGAUGAAAAGGAUUAAAGAAUUUCAAGACUCCAUACCAAAACUGUGUUCACAGCUGCGGCUGCUAACCCACUUUUAUCAGGGCAUUGUGCAACAGUUCUUGGUGUUACUAACCACCAGUUCUGAUGAAAGCCUCCGAUUCCUUAGCUUUAGAUUGGAUUUCAAUGAACACUAUAAAGCCAGGGAACCCAGGCUUAGAAUAUCCUUGGGCACUAGAGGGAGACGUAAUUCACACAUAUAAACCUAUCUGUAAUGAAUGUAACCAAGAUCACAGAAUUAUAACUGUUGUUGGAUGUGGCAGUCAAGGUUGGCAUACAAAAACCAAAAGGCAUGUGGUAGGUGUUGUCAUUAUUGCAGGCAACCUGUUUUCAGUCAUGUGAUUGUGCAACACUAGUGCAGAAAGCAACAAGACUUAUUUUCUGUGUUUAAUGGUUGACACUGAUGAAUGGUUUUAUCACAUUGUUACAGAUUUAUUCUGUUAAUUCGUUAACAAAUCAAUAUAUUUUGCUUGAGGCUUUCGAUGCAUAUUCCAGUACAACUUUAUAUUUGUCUCUCACAACAUUGUAUCCACUUGCAGAAAGUAAACUUUAUUUAACAUUAAGCAAAAUUAUAAUUUCUUAUUUCAAUUUGGAAACCACUUUUAAUUAAAACCUGCCAUGUUAGGAUCUGUUCAGAAAAUCUGUGUCCAACCGUUUUUCAGUGUUGUGAUGUAAUUCACUGUGCAGGAAAAUGUCACUUAAAAUUGUACUCAUUAAUGUUUUCAGCAUUUUCAGAACAAUGGUUUAUUUUUUCAGAAAGUUUUUAACUGCUAUACAGAAAUAAAUAUUAGAGACAUAACAGGAGUAACAUAACAAAUAGUCUAAAAAUAAAAGUAAACCUCAGAGCUUUCCCAUAAUACAUCAUGUAAAUACUGGAUAGAUGUGAAUGAAGUAUUUUCUGUUCAAAUCUGAUGUAUUAGAAAUUAAUUUGGAUAAUGAAGACUACUUAUUUCUCUUUCCUUGCCUAUUUUUCCAUUGUAAAUAUUUAUAUAUUGCUGUCCAGAUGUUAAGGGAAAUUUUUUUUGUAAAGAAGUCACUAUAUCAAGUCAUUGAAUUAUUCAUUUGUUAUAUUCACAGGUAAAAUUUUAGAAAAUAAACACAAUUAUCUUUCAAACCAUUUUAUCUCUUUCUUCUACCUGAAAAGUGCCUGUCCUUGAUAAGGCAGAAUUAUAUAAUAAAGUUAGUUUUGUAUAUAUAAGGUCUGUUUCUUCAUCUUGUCUGAUAUCCUUAAAA